AUGCAGGUGCAAAGAAUUGUCCCAAACUCUUGUUCCAAGGAGCAUCAUGUCGAGGUCGGUAAUACAAAGUGCGUCGUGAUCCAGCAAUCAAAUCAGUUCUCGCAUGCCAAGCCGGCCUCGACAGAAUCAUGGGACGCCGAGUUGGCCACCGAUCCCCUGGGUCACUUGGAUCCUCCUCACCCUGCACAGUUUCCGCCCCCCCGGGUCCCAUCUAUACCUUACUCCCCCGUCUCCAUCCCUAUCUCCGCCCCCGUCCCCGCGCACAACCCCCAACUUGCCAAGAAUAUCCGACAGGACGCAUGGUCAAGCCUUUUCCUUUCCCUGCCCCGAACGGGUUCCGCCUCGCCCGCCUCGCCCCCCUGGCCCCUAUUUUGCCUCCUCCACAGCCUGCAACAACUGAACCUCGAAGAUUGGUUCCUGCUCUCACGGCACCUGACCUCUGGGACGUUGCUCAAGAAGCAGCGGCCUUUGCUGUUUCCGCACGGGAGCAGCAGCAGGAGUCAAAAGACCACCAUGUCUACAGAUGCGCAAAGUCCCCGAUGUUAUCCGCACACUCGUCUGAUACUGGGUUUGAGCAGGGCUGGGUUCAGCAGGUAUAUGCUCCGCUCAUGA
Molecule: messenger RNA, 612 nt
Organism: Sodiomyces alkalinus F11
Lineage: Eukaryota; Fungi; Ascomycota; Sordariomycetes; Glomerellales; Plectosphaerellaceae
Exons: 6
Coding region: 1-612 (203 amino acids)
Source: RefSeq, a predicted model, not a curated record